Molecule: messenger RNA, 1275 nt
Organism: Colletotrichum abscissum
Lineage: Eukaryota; Fungi; Ascomycota; Sordariomycetes; Glomerellales; Glomerellaceae
Product: mutanase
Exons: 5
Coding region: 1-1275 (424 amino acids)
Molecular function (GO): glucan endo-1,3-alpha-glucosidase activity
Source: RefSeq, a predicted model, not a curated record
AUGGCGCCGGUAUCUCAGAUAUGCCUCUCUCUGCUGGCGUGGAUGCUUUUGCCGGUAUUGGGUCAAACGGCGAAGCCCGUCUAUGCGCACUUCAUGCUCGGUAUCGUCGAAAACUACACCAUAUCAGACUGGCACGUCGACAUGACCCAAGCCAAAGAGAUUGGCAUCGACGGGUUCGCCCUAAACUGCGCUCCAGCCCGCAUCGACAGCUACACCCCCAAACAACUCGCAAACGCCUACCAGGCAGCCCAAGACCUCAACUUCACCGUCUUCAUCUCCUUUGACUUUGCGUACUGGUCCACGGCCGACACCGCAGAAAUCACCUCCAUCGUUGGUAACUACAGCGCGCACCCGGCCCAGGCGCGGUACGACGGUGGAUCCAUCGUGAGCACCUUUGUCGGCGACAACAUGAACUGGACCGCGGUGAAGAAUGGCAUGCCACCCGGACAGAAAGUUACUGCUCUCCCUAUGAUCCAAGAUCCAGCAUGGCUUUCUGUUGCGAAUACGGGGCUCGAUGGCGCGUUUUCGUGGUAUGCGUGGCCGACGGAUGGGGGUAAUAGUAUCAUUCCCGGUCCGAUGACGACUAUUUGGGACGACCGGUAUCUAGCAAAUUUGGGGAGUCGUCCGUACAUGGCUCCCGUUUCGCCCUGGUUCUCAACUCACUUCAACACCAAGAAUUGGGUCUUCAUCACGGAAGAGCAGCCCACCAUCCGCUGGGAGCAAAUGCUUGCUAUGAAGCCUGCACUCAUUGAAAUCAUCAGUUGGAAUGACUUUGGUGAAAGUCACUACAUCUCCGGCUCACAACCAAAUCACUCCGACGACGGCUCCUCCGCCUGGGCAACCGGCUUCCCCCACGACGCCUGGCGCACCCUUAUGAAGCCCUAUAUAGCAGCCUACAAGUCCGGAGCCGACAAGCCCACCGUUGUCAAUGACGAGCUGGUCUACUGGUACCGCCCAACGCCCAAGAACACGGUAUGCACAAACGACACCCUCGGCGCCCCCAACGGGAUCCAGUACCUCGCCGACGCGGUCUUCGUGGCCACGAUGCUUACGGAGCCCGCCACGCUCACCGUCACCAGCGGCGGCCAGGCGCCGGUCACGGUGCCCGUUGGCGCGGGGAUUCAGACCACUAACUUCACCAUGGGCAUCGGUGCCCAGAAGUUCUCAGUAGCCCGGAACGGAGUUCCGAUUCUCGGGGGCACGAGCAGCAAGGAGAUCAGCGGUGCUUGUCAGAAGUAUAACUUCAACGCCUUUGUGGGCUCUCUCAAAGCCUAA